Babesia sp. Xinjiang is the source of this 435-nucleotide messenger RNA. RefSeq lists its product as uncharacterized. The coding region runs from base 1 to 435 and encodes 144 amino acids. NCBI's taxonomy places the organism in Eukaryota, Apicomplexa, Aconoidasida, Piroplasmida, Babesiidae. The transcript is spliced from 3 exons. The record is from RefSeq and is a predicted model, not a curated record.
AUGACCCGAAACGCAAAAACUAUCGAAGAGAAGGCGAAACAGCUCCGCCUUGAAGCGUUGCGGUAUUGUGAAACGGCGGACCGCAACCUUAAACUCGCAUUGCUGGAGGCGGAGCAACGUAUAAAACAGGCAAAACAGGAGUUCAUGAAACGUGAGCAAGAGGUCACAAACCUAUCGAAGAAUUUUGCUAUGGGAAGGGUCGCCAAAAUUGUAGAAUUUACAAAACGCAUGGUCGACCAAAAACCAGUUGAUUUGCACGAGUUGAAGCCGGGAGAGGUGGAAGCACUGCAUAAAUACUUCGUACCAUAUAUCCAACAACUCAAGGUUGUAGAAUUACGACAAAAAGAAUUCGACCUUGUUAAAGAAAAAAUCGAGGUCAACGCCAAGGUGUAUAUGUUAUACAAACAGGAGGCCGAAACAGCAGACGACUCAUAG